AUGUGGAGCCCAGUCGACAUGCGACAUUCUUCAACUCGGCAAAGACGCCGCCGAGAGCAACGCAUCUCGCGCGCUCGUGCUACAUCCAAGCUACUACAGCCCCCCUUUAUCGACGACGAAAGAAUCGUCCAGCACUUUCACAACUUCGAAGACGAAUCGCCCAUCCCGUUGGUCAUCUGCAACUUCCCCGCGGCAGCGUCGGAACUUGACCUCAUCUCGGACGCCGUCUUCCGCCCCGCGCAGCACCUCAUGAAAGAAGCUUCGGACGUCUUCCAAGGCAGAGAGCUAGGGGGCUGA
Messenger RNA from Colletotrichum orchidophilum, 297 nucleotides. RefSeq names its product dihydrodipicolinate synthase. The coding region runs from base 1 to 297 and encodes 98 amino acids. The record is from RefSeq and is a predicted model, not a curated record. Lineage: Eukaryota; Fungi; Ascomycota; Sordariomycetes; Glomerellales; Glomerellaceae. The transcript has a single exon.